Quercus lobata is the source of this 1132-nucleotide messenger RNA. RefSeq lists its product as uncharacterized. Gene Ontology annotation, cellular component: membrane. The coding region runs from base 259 to 753 and encodes 164 amino acids. The record is from RefSeq and is a predicted model, not a curated record. The transcript has 5 exons. NCBI's taxonomy places the organism in Eukaryota, Viridiplantae, Streptophyta, Magnoliopsida, Fagales, Fagaceae. Gene Ontology annotation, biological process: intracellular protein transport; protein targeting.
AGACCCACUUUACAACUCUCUCUCUCUCUCGACUUAUCUGUCUCUCGCCAAAGACCCUGCCGAAGUGGCUAAGACCUCUGUGCUCCGCCGCUCAUACAUAUUCACCACCGCCACCACAGGCGGUGAUUCUCUCUCUCUCUUCUCGGUCCGCCAGCACCCGAGUCGGACACGGAUACCUGGCCAAAUUUCGCGUGUCCGUGCUAAAAGUUUCUUCCUUGCAUUUCUGUAGACACAGCUCUAACAAAUCAGUUGAUCCAGAUGGUGUUUGUUUCUGUCCUGCCAGCAAAUUGUUCAGGUUUGGUUCAUUGCUCUCCUAAACUACCAUUCAAGGAUGGAAGACAUAAAUCUACCAGAUAUAAUGAUUAUAAUGCCUUUCAGCUACCAUCUACACUGAUUCAUAGAGCAAGGAUUCAAUGUUCUCAUCCAAAGCAGCAUUUUGGUGUCAGAUAUGUGGUGUCUGUUGGAAGAAGAAACCAUCAUCAUCAGUUGAGUUUUGAUGAUGAUGAUGACUUGUCUGAGGAGCCCUUUUGGCUCAGUUGGAUUAAGGAUGCUUUUUGGGGUUUGAAAUCUUUAUUUGUAUUUCUUGCUGAGCAACCUAGUCAGCUGAAGUACAUAGAGUGGCCAGGUUUCCAGAGCACGUUGAAGACUGCUACUCUCACUCUUGCUCUCGUUGCAGUGCUCAUCGUCGCACUAUCAACGGUUGACUCUGCCCUUUGCUAUAUGUUAGCUUUGAUUCUCAGGAGAACCCCAUAAUUAAAUGAUGUACCUAGAAGUGUUUAUUUUCAAUGCAUGGUCUAGCUCAAACUUGCAGAUGCUCUUCUGUUGAUGUCAUGUCUCUAGCAUUGUAAGAAGUAAAAGAAAAGAAUUUUGAGAAGAAAUCUGUUUGCCUUUGGAAAAAUUUGAAAGCUAGAGCUCUCUUUAUAAACUUCUUGUCAAAACAGUUGCUGUGACUAUUAAAUGAAGAUGUAGACUCCAGAAUAGAAUUCUUAAUGUUGCUCCUCUUUUCUUUAAUCUUCUCUCUUUUGGUGUAAAAAUUAUUCAAAGAAAAGUAAACUAUGUAUUACUAUUUGAGCUCAUGGUUGAAAUUUUGAAGGAUGAUGUUCAUACUGAAAGUCUCUUAUUUGUGAACCAA